This is a messenger RNA of Nasonia vitripennis (jewel wasp), 4410 nucleotides long. It is a transcript of the gene Ythdf, whose product is annotated as YTH domain-containing family protein 3. Bases 628 to 2586 code for a protein of 652 amino acids. The transcript has 5 exons. Gene Ontology annotation, molecular function: mRNA binding; N6-methyladenosine-containing RNA reader activity. The record is from RefSeq and is a predicted model, not a curated record. NCBI's taxonomy places the organism in Eukaryota, Metazoa, Arthropoda, Insecta, Hymenoptera, Pteromalidae. Gene Ontology annotation, biological process: mRNA destabilization. Gene Ontology annotation, cellular component: cytoplasm.
CGUAGACACCCACACAGUCAGUUUUCACCGUAGUUUCUAACCACAUCGACGUCGCCGAGUGGAUUGGAGUGGAGACUGUACCGUUCGCUAGUAGCCGCUCACACAGACAGACGCACGUACCGCUACUGCUGGUACUCGUUCUCUUCUCCGGUUGAUCGACCCGAGUACUUACGAUACUUACACUUACACCGGAGAGACGCGCAGACGAGGCGGACAGACAGGACAAGGGCACCAUCUUCUUCGCGGUGUAUACGUCGUGUGCAUAGAGAGACGGACUCUGAUAGCGGCGCAGGACGACGCGCGUGGGCGAGUGUCUCUCUCUCUCUUUCUUUCUCUUCAUCGCAGUAAAAUUAUUAUUCCCGAGGACGGUCCGCGCAAUCACACACAUAGUGCAGUGCGAGUAGUAUACAGAGAUAAUUGGUGCUGAGGUUAUGUCAACUGGAGCACUGCGGUGCAGCAGCCGUAGUUCCCGGGUCGCAGCCUAGCACACAAUAACUACGAAGACGACAUACGUCUUCCACUGCGCCGCCGGCGUCCGUAUCGUCGUUGUUUCUCUGUGCGAAGGAGGAGGAAGUGUUUCGCGCGGAGACUCGGGGAAGGACUUUGUAUGAUUUUCCAUGCUACGGAAUGCAGCGGAUGAAAGGGCAAUCCAACAGUCAAGAGUGUACUUUUCUGUGUGCAGUGAGCAAUGGUCCAAAGGAACAUCAGCAGCCUGGCGAUCACUCGACUGGGGAAGACAUUGGCUUUGAGUCUUGGCGAGGCGGCAACAGCACUCAGCACCACUCUAGCUAUCCCAUUGGCAGCAGUGGCAAUGACCACUAUAGCCCGUAUUACGCAGGCACCUCAUUCCAGUAUCAGACCUUUGGUGCUGGAGAUGGCACCUGGUCCAAUGGUACUGAUCCUGUAACUUUUCUACCUGGUUAUGGAGGACAGAUGAGCCAUGAUGCCUAUGGCAUGGAAGGGGUAUUUUCCACCAAUGCAGGAGGUAGCUUUGGAAACUUUGGUCAGCCCACUUUCCCCAACUAUUUUCAUGGAAACGGUGACUUCAGUGCCUGGGGCACUCCUAAUAGAAAGGCCAGAUACGAGGACUAUUACCAGCAUCGCAGUGGGGACAGCUAUGGCGCCUCUAGCAUCGGGGAUAACAAGGCAAUAGAGCAGGGAGUUCAGGGGCUAUCUAUUGGCAGUAAGGUUCAGAGGCAAGAUCAGCCACCACCGCAGCAACAGCAACCGCAGCUACCACCUCCUCCACAGCAGCAGCAGCAGCAGGUUGCACCGGUGUCGAGCCAAACCGUCCCGGCCAAGCUCGAACCCAAGGAGCCGCGCAAGAUAACAUGGGCGAGCGUAGCGAGCCAACCGGCCAAGCCGGUGCCACCGCUCUCAUCGACCCAGGGCACCAAGAAAAAGACGGGCAUCGCUCCACCACCCAUCAUCCCGGGCAAGCACAACAUGGACAUCGGUACCUGGGGCGAAGGUAAGGCCUCGAUGCCGCCGCCCAAGGCGCCACCGCCACCUUCGCCGCCGACAGUUCAGCCGGGCCUACCGUCACCCCAGCCAACCCCAGCUGCAGCAGCAGCUAUGCAGAGGCAACAGCAGCAGCAGAGAGGACCACCGGCCACGGUUGGAGGAACACCGGUCGGCACCUGCUGGAACAGGCAACCCCAGAGCCCGCCCUCACCCUCGGCACAGUUGCAGAUGCACCAUCAGCAGUUCCCGCCGCAGCAGCCGCCUAAUCAGAAUAAUCAGCAUCCACUGCAAAGCCAGCCUCAGCAUCAGCAUCAACAGCAGCAGCAACAGCAGCAGCAACAGCAGAUGCAGCUCCAGACUUCUCAAAACAUGUCACACCCGGUUCUAGACGAACUAAAGGUGAAGAACGACUACAAUCCGGUGGAGUUUGACCAGACGGCGCCAGGUGCUCGGUUCUUCGUGAUCAAGUCCUACUCAGAAGAUGACAUCCACAGAUCGAUAAAGUACGAGAUCUGGUGCAGUACAGAGCAUGGCAACAAGCGACUGGAUCAAGCAUACCGCGAGGCCUCACGUGACUCUGCGCCUCUUUAUCUUUUCUUCUCGGUCAACGGCUCAGGACACUUUUGUGGUAUGGCUCAGAUGGUCUCCUCGGUCGACUACAAGAGCAAUAGCUCGGUCUGGUCGCAGGACAAGUGGAAGGGCCAAUUUCGCGUACGCUGGAUCUAUGUCAAAGACGUACCUAAUGUCCAGUUACGCCACAUCAAGCUUGAAAACAACGAGAACAAGCCAGUGACGAACUCGCGCGAUGCCCAGGAGGUGCCGCACGCCAAGGGAGUGCAGGUUCUGCGCAUUCUCCAUAGCUAUCGACACUCGACGAGUAUUUUCGAUGAUUUUGGUCAUUAUGAAAGACGCCAAGCGGAGGAGGAUCAGCGUAAGGGACCACCGCCAAACAUGCAGCACAUACCGCCAUCUAACAACAGAGUCGGUGCCGGCAGGGGACCCCAUCCAGGCGACAUGCCGCCCAGGGACCAUAAUCAUGGACCGCCCAGUCACCAUCAUCCGCAUUAUCAACGCAGAGAUCGAGAUCACCGUGGUAGAGGAAGAGGAGGCUCACGUCAGUAGCAGCGACUGGUUGAGAAACUCGUUACUACAUACGCUAGUAUUCGACGAAAGGGAAUGAGCUAUACUAUCUCUUCGCUUUUUCCGAGUAAUGGACUACUUCAACUUGACGCCACAAUCAGAAAAAGACCGGUCCUGACAAAGUCGCUACUGACGAUGAUGACAAUGAUAAUAAUUAGCGUCGCGCUGAGCCUUGCAAGUAAUCCUGUAUUUUAUUUAAAAAUAAUUGCUAGAUGGACCAGAAGCAGCAGCCGGAGGGUACCAUUGAAAGAUGAUAAGAGUUUAAUAGUGCGGUGGUGUCGUCAUUAUGUGCUUUGACUCUAUUGCUAAAUGGUGUUUAUUAAAAUGCAAACGAUUUGAACUUGAUUAUAGAUAAAAGAACAAAAAAAAAUCGCAAAAAAAGAUAUAUGUAUAUGAAUAAAUAUAAAUAAGUUAAAAUGCAUAACACAAGGCAAACAGGACACCGAUUGAUUAAUUUACGAAGAUAAGCGGAAUGAAGAAAAUCGCAUAAGGGCGAACUGUAAUACUACGACACGAUGUGGACACUAACUCUUGUAUGAUGCUUGAUGAACGUACUUUUGUUGAAAAUGUUUGAAGAAAUUAUAUAUAUAAGCGCAGCGAGCGAUUAUUGUAAAAGAGUGUCGUUUGACUUUAUUAUCAAUUUAUACUUUGAAACUUCUACGGACACGAGAUUUGAAAUAAACGAAGAAGAAAAAUUAACGAAUACAGAAAUGUACACAUAUACACAAACGUAAACAUAAAUGACGGUGCCGGCGUAUGAAUAGAAUGCAAGUAUAGGUAUAUAUUUAACGAGUAUACCUAAAUGGAAAUGAUUAUUGUACUGAGAGUAAUGUAAAACACAGAGAAACACAUAUUACUGAAGUAUAAAAUAAAUUUAUAAAAAAAGAUAGAACACAGCAAAGCAAAGAAAACUACCAAGUCGUGUUAUCUGUACUUCUGCGAGGCGAUCGAUGAUGAUGAUAAUAACAAUGAUGGUGAUUGAUUAUAAUCAUUGUAACUUUUUGUGAACAAACCUCACGCGACACAAUUCUUAUUGUUAACGAUAUCUGUUAUUAUUUUUCUCUUAAAACUGUGUAGAAAAAUGUAACUUCUUAAGCAAGUUUACGUUUUUAAAAAAGGGAUUAAAAAAAGAUGAAGUAAAAAGUAGUGAAGCUUUCCAGCGACGAAUGAUAUCUUUUUAUACUAAACUUGUGCGUCUCUGUCUCUCAGUCUCUUCCUCAUGCUUCGCACGUUCGGAGCAGACUUUUACAUGUUUUGAUAAUAAGUUUAAGAAUUUCUUCAAUUCUGCGCAAGCGAUCAAGGUAACUUUUUGUGAUUGUUCUUUUUUCUUUAAUCUCCAUACAUCUCUAACAAAAAGGAAAGAAAGAAAAAAUUCAAGCUAAUGAAGAUGAGAAAAAAAACGAAAAUAAAUGAGUGAAUUAUAUCGUCGUUCCUAGCAGUUGUAAAGUUUUUUCGCGUUUGAUAAAUGACGAAAAACUAAAAAAAAACAAUUACGUGAGUGACACGCUAGAUACUAUGUUGUUUAAAAUUAAAAAGCUAUUGUUUCUGAGGAAAAAAUCUUCUGUAUUUCGCCUUUAUCUUACAAUGUUUAGAGUAGAAAAAUCGAUGAUAAAUGUUAAUUUUAUUCGAUUACUUGUAGCGGUUUCCCAGCAUGUAGCAGUUUGAUUGUUGAUUGUAAAAAAAGUUGAAAAGAAAAGACGAGUGUGUGCACGAGAGGAGAGACUAACUCCGAUGGCGAACAGCGGUGUGAAAUUCCGUUGUGCCGUUUCUGAUUUGCGUGAAAUAAAGGAAAAAUUCUUACGUUGA